UGCAUUCUACCUCCCCAUCAUGUUCACCGAAGGCUUUGGCUAUAAAUGUUGCCCUCGUCCUGCCAGUCUCGCAAUGUCCAGUAAUACACGCCGUCCUCGCAUCAACUGCGGUACCAUCCGGCCUUCUGCCCCUGAUUGAUAUCACCCCAGCUUUCAUCCUCCAUCCAAACGUCCAACAUGGCUCAGCGGUCGACAUUUCUCGUCUUCGGCGCUACCGGCGGUACGGGCAAACACUUCGUCGCCCAAGCCCUCCAAGACGGCCAUCGCGUGCGUGCCCUCGUCCGAGACCCGGCAAAACUCGGCGCUGCCCAAUCCGACCCCAAUCUCGAAGUACACCAAGGCUCCAUCACCGACGCACCCAACCUCGACGAGCUAGUGCGAGGCGCGGACUACGUCGUCUCCAUGCUCGGCGACAAGCACGCCCAGAGCGUGUCGAAAAUUGACACCGCUUUCGUCAAGCAAUUGGUCCCGGCCAUGCGGCAACACGGCGUCAAACGCUUCCUCUACCAAGCUGGUGGUCUCAGCAAACCCUACAACGGUUACACCCCCUGGUCCAUCUGGGUCUUCAGGACUUUCUUCAUCUCAUCGUUUAGAGGCCAGCACGAAGAUAACGAAGCCGUGAUGGUGUAUCUCGCAACGGAGGCCACAGACAUCGAAUGGAUUGUGCAUCGCGCGGGCAUCAUUGGCGAUGGGCCGUCGAAAGGCACGCUGCAGCGCUCAACCACCAGUCCCAGCAUUGGAGUCUUUCGCGAUUGUGCUGAGUAUAGCCAUCGUCUUAUCAGGGAGUCUGCUGCUAUUCAUACGAGCGACUUUAGCCACUACGUGAAAGCCUGAGGAAGAGAAUGGAAGGCACGACUGAAUCCGCCGACAUGCUGACUCCAACGAGCUAGAUGCACUUGCCUCUGCAUAUCGGCCGAUGACCACUUCCUUGUUUGGACAAGUGCAGGAAUACAGAAAGAUCGAUGGUCACAUCUGAGGAGCAUCAGCG
Molecule: messenger RNA, 988 nt
Organism: Neohortaea acidophila
Lineage: Eukaryota; Fungi; Ascomycota; Dothideomycetes; Mycosphaerellales; Teratosphaeriaceae
Product: nmrA family protein
Exons: 1
Coding region: 178-834 (218 amino acids)
Source: RefSeq, a predicted model, not a curated record